Messenger RNA from Brenthis ino (lesser marbled fritillary), 297 nucleotides. Lineage: Eukaryota; Metazoa; Arthropoda; Insecta; Lepidoptera; Nymphalidae. The record is from the annotation of a GenBank genome assembly.
AUGCGUAUCGCAAUCGCGUUGCUGCUGGUGUGCGCUGGCGCGUGCUCUCUGCCGGCCGAGCGGAGCCAGGGGACUGUGGACGACAAUUACCCGAAUAUAAAUUUCAAAAUUAUUGACAUUUUUCAUGAAGACUCGACUUCAGAGGAAACAAAUGAAUCCAAAAUGAAGAAUGAGAAGAUAGUAUUACCAGAAAAUUUAAUUAGAAGAAUUGUCAUCACAUCAUCUCCCGAGGCAAAAAACGACGAUCAAAUAUUUGAUGAUGUCGUGGAGUACGAGUUUGCUCUAUUACCAAGGAAA